AUGGCUAACUUAUCUCUUUUGAUCACAUGCUUGGCUUUGUUUUCUCUCGUAUCCAACUUUUGCUUCGGCCUUAAUCCUAAUGAUUGGGGCCAGGGUUGGAGACCGGGCUCUGGCUCACCCCCGAGUAUGGGAUGGGGUCUCGGGUCUCCCUCUGGUUUUGGUUCUGGCAUGCCCCCUAGUGGGUCGGGUUCACCCCCGGGUUAUGGUUCGGGUUCACCCCCGGGUUAUGGUUCGGGUUCACCUCCUAGUGGGUCGGGUUCACCCCCGGGUUAUGGCUCGGGUUCACCCCCUAGUGGGGUGGAGUGCAAUUAUAAUUCGGGGGAAAAUGUGGCAUCUGGAGUCGACGUGAGCUCAAACUCUAACUAA
Molecule: messenger RNA, 366 nt
Organism: Striga asiatica
Lineage: Eukaryota; Viridiplantae; Streptophyta; Magnoliopsida; Lamiales; Orobanchaceae
Source: the annotation of a GenBank genome assembly